This is a messenger RNA of Eimeria necatrix, 1098 nucleotides long. RefSeq lists its product as hypothetical. The coding region runs from base 1 to 1098 and encodes 365 amino acids. The transcript has 5 exons. NCBI's taxonomy places the organism in Eukaryota, Apicomplexa, Conoidasida, Eucoccidiorida, Eimeriidae. The record is from RefSeq and is a predicted model, not a curated record.
AUGGGACAUGGAGGGGCAGAGAGCGACAGUAAUGAAGGCCAUGCGAGCACCAGCAACUUGCCGGUGUGGCUGAUGCUUCAGCGCUGCCGAGGUUUCGGGUGGAUGCACGGAAGGCACUGGGGUUGCCUUGGCCUGAUUGACUCUGGCCGCAACGCAGCGCUGUUUUCACGAGUUGUAUUGGUGGCGGGAGAUGAAAGCGAGUCUUCAGACUCCGCAGAUGCUUCUCCUGCCAGUAGAAAGUACACUGGUGCCGCCAGUUCAAGUGGCGGCUCUGCGGCCUUCAGGAGGGGUCAGGCAGAGGCUGGCGAUGAUGUGCUACGCAUAUUAGACAAUGUGGCUCCUGUAGAGGUAGAAGCGGCGCCUGGGGAUUGGAAUGAAGGCGAGGGGAAGGAAGAACCCGCAAGCAUGUUUGCUGCUCUCUUGCCUUCAUCCGCCCCGACGGAACGCAGCAGCAUAGAAACGAAAGCCAUUGAGGGGGAGUUUACAGUUAUGCAUAGGGUGAAGGAGGACCCGCCUUCAGGAGAAGACGGCGAUGAACUCCAGCUCUGCUUCGGGGAGAUGCUGUGGCACCCAACGCCGCCGCUGCUCAUUGCAUGCCGUAGCCUCUGGGCAGCCCCUCAACGCAUGCGUUUGACGAAGUCUGCUGGAGAAUCAGAUCACGAGCCGCAAGCAGAUGGGGAGAGCGCAGCAGCAGCAGCGCCACCAGCCCCAGUCCUCGUGCUUUCCGACAUCGACGAAGACGAACCUGUCUCGCAAUCCACGGAUUCCAAAGCCUUACCUUCGGUUGUUGGAGUAUCACGGGCUGUUGCACAGACUCUGAGAGCGACGCUGAGCGACAGAGAUGCUCUUAGCCGGAUCGCUUCAGAUACGGUUUCGGUUUCGCUUCAGUCGCUCCGCCAGAUGCCAUCUACUUUGUCGAAGCUUUCAAGUGCGACCUCGGAGGUCUUCCACAGGGCUGCAUCCGACUGGGCCACGUUCGGCAACGCAGCUGUCCAAGCAGCGGCGGACUCAGCUGAAAGAGCUCAAAGGAUUUGGAGGGCGUUUAGAGGAAAAGAUAGCAAGGCAGACGCUGACAAGGAGGGUGAUGGCGAAACGUAG